Molecule: messenger RNA, 633 nt
Organism: Miscanthus lutarioriparius
Lineage: Eukaryota; Viridiplantae; Streptophyta; Magnoliopsida; Poales; Poaceae
Source: the annotation of a GenBank genome assembly
AUGGCCCGUUUCUUUCCUCACCCCAGCGGCGGCGCCGGCGCCGGCGGGCAUCUAUCUAUUAUCCGAAAAGGCCGCACCUUGUUCGCUUUGCUCCUUCAACCUUCCGCUGCUGGUUCCGGAGGAAGGAGUGCGAGCAGACUGCAGCCGAAUGGCGGCAGCGGCGCGGCCAUCCAAUGGAGGGGUGGGUGGUCGGCGGCGCUAAACAAGGUGGAGCAUUACGGGGUUCAGAGGGUCACCGGCGACGGCCGUUGCAUGUUUCGAGCGUUGGCUAAAGGAAUGGCAAAAAACAAGGGGAUUCCUUUGGCCCCAAGGGAGGAGGUACAAGAUGCAGAUGAUUUACGGAUGGCAGUGAAAGAAAUUAUAUGCGACAGUGAGACCGAGCGGCAGGAGUACGAAGAAGCAGUUAUAGCAAUUACUGUGGAGCAAUCAUUGAAACGCUACUGCCAAAGGAUAAGGCGGCCUGAUUUCUGGGGUGGAGAGUCAGAAUUCCUGGUUUUGUCUAGACUGUGUCGGCAGCCAAUAAUUAUUUAUAUUCCAGAGCGUGAGGUAAUUCUACCAGCUUCUGGGAUAGCAUUCGUAGAGAGUUACUGGAUCUUUUUGGUCCAGAUCUGUAAAUAUUGUUGUGACAAUUGA